UCCGCUUCCUCCUCGCCAGGUUCCUCCCCGGGCCAAGCAAAGAGCUAGGCUCAGAGUCCUCGGGGGAGACAGACGAGCCUAAAGUGUGUGUGAUUGCAGGCGACAUCGUUUUCCACACCCUCGGGGAAGUUUGUGAAAUCUCGGCGUCAAAUCUGGGCUUUAAACGGAGUGAAAGUCAGCAGAGACGGGGAGGAGUUUCGGGAGUUUGGCCGGAGUGUGGUUGAGUUAUUGCCGUUGACAACAACCGACCGGUAAACCUGCAGCUACACUGAACCAGCCGUUCAUGCACCAGAUCUUGAAGCUAACAGACUUUGACUGUGAGUCCUGAGGCUGGUUUUGUACCUGGUCCAAAGUGUAGAGUCAAGAUCUGACAGCGACCCAGGACUUCAGGACGCCAGGUGUACGUGUGUGUAGAUGUGUGACAGCGGAGUGUGUGAGGACAAGCCCCCCGCCCCCCCUGUCAGGAUGAGCAGCCAAGGAGGAGCCAAGGACCCCCAGUCGGCCAAUCACAGCUCUCGGCCGCUGCCCUCUGUGCCGGAGGAGAGGAAGUCCAGAAACAAGAUCAUCUCCAUGUUUGCCUCUGAGAAAGGAGGCAGGAAGAAGGACCGGGACAAGGACAGGCCUGAGAUCUCCUCCCCGUCGGACUUUGAACACACUAUCCAUGUGGGUUUUGAUGCUGUCACUGGAGAGUUCACUGGUAUGCCUGAGCAGUGGGCCCGUCUCCUUCAAACCUCCAACAUCAGUAAGUCGGAACAGAAACAGAAUCCUCAGGCCGUCCUCGACAUUCUCAAGUUCUACGACUCCACCAGUGGGAAACAGAAAUACCUCAGUUUUUCCGCCUCGGAUAAAGACUCGCAGUCGCCAGGCAAGCAGGGUACAGCGACCUCCCCAUCGGGGGGCAAGGAUGGAGAUGAUGAUGACGAUGACGACACACCUCCUCCAGUCGUGGCACCGCGGCCAGAGCACACAAAAUCAGUGUACACUAGGUCGGUGAUAGACCCGAUCCCAGCUCCAGAGGUAGACAGUGCCUCUAAAGCAGCUGACAGGCAGAAGAAGAAGGGCGGCAAGAUGACCGACGAGGAGAUCAUGGAGAAACUCAGAACAAUUGUCAGCAUUGGAGAUCCUAAGAAGAAAUACACUCGCUAUGAAAAGAUUGGCCAGGGGGCAUCUGGCACAGUUUACACAGCCAUAGAUGUUGCCACAGGACAAGAGGUGGCCAUCAAACAGAUCAACUUGCAGAAGCAGCCGAAGAAGGAGCUGAUCAUCAACGAGAUCCUGGUCAUGAAGGAGAUGAAGAACCCCAACAUUGUCAACUUCGUAGAUAGUUUCCUCGUAGGAGACGAGCUUUUCGUGGUGAUGGAGUACCUGGCUGGUGGCUCCCUAACUGAUGUUGUGACGGAGACGUGCAUGGACGAGGCUCAGAUUGCAGCCGUCUGCAGAGAGGUCCUUCAGGCUCUAGAGUUUCUUCAUGCCAACCAGGUCAUCCACAGAGAUAUCAAGAGUGACAACGUAUUGCUGGGGAUGGACGGAUCAGUCAAACUCACUGACUUUGGCUUCUGUGCCCAGAUCACCCCAGAGCAGAGCAAACGUAGCACCAUGGUGGGGACCCCGUACUGGAUGGCUCCAGAGGUGGUGACCAGGAAAGCGUACGGGCCCAAAGUGGACAUCUGGUCUCUGGGGAUCAUGGCCAUAGAGAUGGUGGAGGGAGAACCUCCAUAUCUCAACGAGAACCCUCUCAGGGCAUUGUAUUUAAUCGCCACCAACGGGACUCCUGAGCUGCAGAGUCCAGAGAAGCUGUCUCCCGUCUUCAGAUCCUUCCUGUCCCGCUGUCUGGAGAUGGACGUGGAGAAACGAGGAUCAGGCAGAGAACUGCUGCAGCACCAAUUCCUGAAGCUGGCCAAGCCUCUGUCCAGCCUCACCCCGCUCAUCCUGGCAGCCAAGGAGGCCAUGAGGAGCAACCGCUAGAUCCCAGUCUCUAAAGACUAUAAGAGCUGACGCCAGUGAAAGCCAAACCAGCCAACAUCUUCUACUGGUCUACAUAUGAUGGCUGUCAGCACCCUGCUAGUGUUUUUUUUUUUAAAUUUUUUUUUUUUUUCAAAGGGUCACAAAAUGCCUCGCCACUCCUCCCAGUGUUUCUAUAUUGAUGCCAGAUUUAUCUUACCUUCUGUGCCUUGUUCUAAAGCCGCGAACAGCCAUAAUGUGUUUUCUACUUGUUGCAGCCAGAGCACGGGUGUGUUGGCAAUGUUGACACUGGUUACUACAGUAUGCAUACUAGGAAUGCGGAAUCACGGUUGCCAAGUUCCACGACUCUUUGCACACUAAAGGCCAAACACACAAAUGAUCUUAUCGUCUAACGAGCAGCUCUGGGAGGCAUUUUGGUUUGAUAAAAAGAUGGCGAAGAUAAUCAGGCCUGCAAACUGCAUUGGUGCGAGAAGUGGCGGGCUGUGCAAACCAUCCUCCUCGGUUUUACUGGGUUGUUUUCAUUUGUCAUCAAGCUGUUUUUUUAAUUUCCUCGUCAGACAUGAAAGUAUGCUUUUUAUAAGUUCGUACAAGCAAGUUUUAGUGCUGAUUUUCUCAGUGAAUUACUCUUAGACUCAGACAAAAACGUCUCCUCUAACUUAGCCCGUUAGGGACUGCUUUUAGCCUCAGGAUGAUUUGGGAAUAAUAAUCUUUUAAGAAAUUGUAGCAGAAAAAAGUUUUAUGACAUGAGUAAACUUGUUCGCCAUGAGAGAUGAGUAUUGGAGCCUGUUUGUACCUGGUAUCAAAAUGCAUUUUCGUGAUCUGAACACAAGUAGACAGCUUAGACACACUGCCAGUCACACCAGUGUCUAGCUGGUCCAACUCAUGGACAUAUUAAGAGAACUGGAUACAGUGUUGGAGGCAAGGCCCCAUUUAUUCCUAUGACAGCUGCUCAGUGGCGAUUGAAGCCAAAAAAGCUCAGUUGCCGCAGUGUGGGGUCCAUAAAACAAACACACUAUAGAGUAAAGGUGGGCAAGUGUGGCUGGGCAGCUAACUUCUGGUUUAACCAUCCGAUGAGUUGAAUGGGUGUAAAAAUGAUUUAAUCUUCUAGACUUUUGAAAUGUAUCAGACCACAUGGAUCAAAUCCUGAUUGUGAAAUGAGUCACUGAUUUACAGACGUCUCCUUCGCACUGCAAGUCUGUGGGAAAAAGGCUUUUGGGCCCCAUGACAUCCUUGAAGCUGUAAUUCCACAUUUGGCCACUAUGUAAAAAUGACUUUACAUAGUGGCUCCUGGGGACUUGUUCCAGCUGACCACUUACGUUCAGAUUUUAUUCCUGCCUACACCACUUUCGUUAGAAGGUCAUAGGGUCCUGUGCACACUCAAUACAUCCACACUCUCGCUAGCUGCUUGUUAGUCACAUCAGCGGUUGUAUCGGUACAGCUGGAGAUAUCGCAGUCAGCGAAAUUCAACAUGUCUCCUUCUGUGCGGCAAAACACUAGACAUUCAUGCAACACCUCGUCCAACUCCUUGUGAAAUGAGAGAGCUUUAUCGCGCUGUCACCAAAACAACCACCACGUCCCGCGCUGAUGACAUAUGCGAGUCCUUGUGGGGGACACACCAGGACGCAUUAGCAUUUAAACUUCAAAAGAUAAGUGGUCAAAUGUGUCUCAGACCACCUCGGCAAGUGGUUUGAGUGAUCGGAUUAAAGCGCUGUCCACUUGUUAUCAGUUCACCCAAGAUGCUUGUUAAGACCAGGUAUAAAGAGGCUCUUGGUGUGUGGAGAGACUGGAACCUUUGCAACUGGUUUCUAUGGUUUCUGUUGCUAUGAUUACACAUGUGUAUUCUGACAGGGUCCAAUAGUUUUGCAAGGGGCAUGGAAAACUAAAGCAUGCCUGUGCUGUGCUGUGGCCCACAGCAUGGGACAGUGCAGUCUUUGUGCAGCGGAAAAGCCAUAUUAGUGUGUCCUUGUCUGACUCUGUAUCUCAACCAUUCCAGUCAAAGGAAUGGGAUUCAAGUUUUUGUGCAUGGAACUUUCAAUUAUUUUUUGAUUUUAGAUAAAAAUGUCCGGAUUUUUUUCUGUUGUGGGGUUCAACCUUCCGGUGGCAGCUUCGCCAGACACCAAAAUACACUAUCAUGACCUUGACUCAGACUUAACACACUUCUGCUAUCAAACUCUCUGUGCAGGCUCCUCUGCAAACUAUGCAAACCCAAUCUGAACACUCUGAUGUACUGUUCAUCUCUAGCUGUGCCUUCUAAAAUAGACACGUUACUGUCGGCGCGUUGGUGCGAAUACAACGCAAAUACUGUAUGAAUCUGUCUGUCUGAAUGUGUCGAACUGGAGGAAGACUUUUGCAUUUUUUGUAUAUUAUGUAUUGGUGAUUUUUUUUAACAGCUCUUAAAAACAUAUGUAUAUCAUUGUUUUAUAUUUGUAACUAACAAAAUAGAAGACAAAUAUGGGUUUUUUUUUUUCAGCUUGUUUUGUGUACCAAUUCAUCCUUAGUUCCCUGAAUUGUUUUAUCGUGGACUCCAAACCAUUAAAUGUAUCGAUAAGCCUGAGAAAAUCUAGAUCCAGACCUGAGUCAAGCAGUAUUUGGAAAUGAUGUUUCUAACCUGUUUGGAGUACCAAAUGAGUUUGGUUUAUACCUCUUUUUCCAGCAGGUUUAGACAAUCACUGGAAAGCAUUUGAAACAUUUACUACGUCUGCCUUUAACACAUGCAUGAUACAGCAAAUCCCACUCGUAUGGUACUCAACAGGUUGACACACAUACUGUGUACAAAUACUAUUAACAGGCUGGAAUACACUGUUAUGUGGCUUUUGACCAGAACACACAUUCCAGUUAUGUGUUUAAUAUGAAUGAUUGAAGAGCUUAAAAUGAAUGUGUUGUUGUUGAUCAUGAAACCAUCAGCUUCUGGUGUUGAAUAUCAUCCGUAUAGUAUGUAAAUUAUUAUUAAAUGUGGACCGAAAUAGG
Messenger RNA from Epinephelus fuscoguttatus (brown-marbled grouper), 4929 nucleotides. RefSeq names its product serine/threonine-protein kinase PAK 2-like. The record is from RefSeq and is a predicted model, not a curated record. The coding region runs from base 415 to 1965 and encodes 516 amino acids. The transcript has 16 exons. Gene Ontology annotation, biological process: regulation of axonogenesis; intracellular signal transduction; regulation of MAPK cascade. Gene Ontology annotation, molecular function: protein serine/threonine kinase activity; ATP binding. Gene Ontology annotation, cellular component: cytoplasm. NCBI's taxonomy places the organism in Eukaryota, Metazoa, Chordata, Actinopteri, Perciformes, Serranidae.